AGAGGGAUGGAGGACACUGAAUGGAGGCCAGUGGAAGGAUUGGCAGAGAGGUGUGGAGGACACUGAGUGGAGGCCAGUUGAGGGAUUGGCAGAGAGGGGUGGAGGACACUGAAUGGAGGCCAGUGGAGGGAUUGGCAGAGAGGGGUGGAGGACACUGAAUGGAGGCCAGUGGAGGGAUUGGCAGAGAGGGGUGGAGGACACUGAAUGGAGGCCAGUGGAGGGAUUGGCAGAGAGGGGUAGAGGACACUGGACGGUUGGUAUGGUGGAUGAGUCUGGCAGCAGCAUUCAUGACGGACUGGAGGGGGGAUAGCCUUUGUAAAGGUAAGCCAAUUAGGAGGGAGUGCAGUUCUCGAGUAUGGAGACUAGCGUGCAAAAAAACCAGAUGAUCGUUCGUGUGAUAUUUUCGUCGUGUGUACUAGGCAUUAUAGAGGGCUUUGUCAGUAUGGAAAGAAGCAGUCCAGUGCGGAUGACUAUCACCAGCAGACUUUGCAGA
Staurois parvus is the source of this 493-nucleotide messenger RNA. The record is from the annotation of a GenBank genome assembly. Lineage: Eukaryota; Metazoa; Chordata; Amphibia; Anura; Ranidae.